Molecule: messenger RNA, 2127 nt
Organism: Eimeria mitis
Lineage: Eukaryota; Apicomplexa; Conoidasida; Eucoccidiorida; Eimeriidae
Product: 1-deoxy-D-xylulose 5-phosphate synthase, putative
Exons: 9
Coding region: 1-2127 (708 amino acids)
Biological process (GO): terpenoid biosynthetic process
Molecular function (GO): 1-deoxy-D-xylulose-5-phosphate synthase activity
Source: RefSeq, a predicted model, not a curated record
AUGGAGGUCGAUGAUGCUGCGGUGCAUGCACCUGGUCAGGGGGAGCAGGGGGUUGCUGCUUUUUUUGGGGGUUUAGGGUUUGAGUAUAUGGGGCCCAUCGACGGCCACGAUGUACUUAACCUAGUCUCUGUGCUUCAGAAGAUCAAGUCUGAGGGUUUGAGUCGACCAACAGUAUUACACCUGAAAACAGAAAAAGGGUUUGGCUAUCCCCCGGCGCUAGCAGCCCCAGACCGCAUGCAUGGGGUUGAGGCUGCUCCGCAGCUGCUGCUGCAUGCAUGCAGCAGCAGCAGCAGCAGCAGCAGCAGCAGCAGCAGCAGCAGCAGCAGCAGCGGGGGGGUACGUGCUGCUGCUGCUGCUGCACCGUCUGCUGCCUUGUCGAUAGAGGAACAGCACAAGCAGCAGCAGCAGCAGGAGCAGCAACAGCAGCAGGAGCAGCAACAGCAGCAGCAGCAGCAGCAGCAGCAGCAGUCACCUCUAUCAAUACCAGCAGCAACAACACCAGCAGCAGCAACAUCAGCAGCAACAUCAGCAGCAGCAGCAGCAGCAGCAGCAGCACAACCACCACCAGCAUCAGCAGCAGCAGGAGCACCCGCACCAGCAGCACCAGCAGCAGCAGCAGCACCACCAGCAGCAGCAGCAGCAGGAGCAGCAGGAGGGUUGGGGGUUGGGGGGGAGGAGGGGGGGGAGGAGGAUAGAGGGAGGGGUUUGGGGGUGGUGGUUGCAGAAGAAAAGAAGACAGCGUACCUGAUGGACUCGGGUCCCUCUGCGCUUCGUUUUCCUCGUAGCUCUUGCUUUGGCCUUCAAACCCUCAACAGCAAGCUGGGACAUAAUAUAAAGGAGCUUUCCUUCGAUGCUGAGCCGCUGCCUGUAGGGAAGGGGAGGGUUCUCUUUCGCGCAAACCCUAGAGCCAAAUACAAGGUCGCUUUUCUCUCUAUUGGUACUCUCCUUAUCGAUGCUGUUGCUGCAGCAGCAGCACUGCAGCAAAUCAAAGAAAUACCCCAUCCAGACAACGCAGCAGCAGCAGCAGCAGCAGCAGAAGCAGCAGCAGCAGCAGCAGAAGCAGCAGCAGAAGCAGCAGCAGCUGCUGCUGCAGCAGCAACCAGCGGUCGUGGCUUUCCCGCUGCAGCACCAUCACCAGCAGCAGCAGCAGCAGCAGCACGCAACCCAGCAGCAGCAGCAGCAGCAGCAGCAGCAGCAGCAGCAGCAGCAGCAGCAGACCCUUUGAUUGGGGUCGCUUUUCUCUCUAUUGGUACUCUCCUUAUCGAUGCUGUUGCUGCAGCAGCAGCACUGCAGCAAAUCAAAGAAAUACCCCAUCCAGACAACGCAGCAGCAGCAGCAGCAGCAGCAGAAGCAGCAGCAGCAGCAGCAGAAGCAGCAGCAGAAGCAGCAGCAGCUGCUGCUGCAGCAGCAACCAGCGGUCGUGGCUUUCCCGCUGCAGCACCAGCAGCAGCAGCAGCAGCAGCACGCAACCCAGCACCAGCAGCAGCAGCAGCAGCAGCAGCAGCAGCAGCAGCAGCAGAAGACCCUUUGAUUGGUGUUACAGUUGCUGAUGCUCGUUUCUCUAAACCUAUAGACAAACUGCUGCUGCAGCAGCUUGCUGCUGCUCACGACGUGCUGCUGCUGCUGGAGGAAGGAGCAGCAGGAGGGUUUGGUAGCCACGCGCUGCAGCAGCUGCUGCAGCUCGAUCCUACACUCGCCAGACAAUGCACCCAAAAACUGCAGCAGCUGCUGCUGCAGCAGCAACAACUGCUGCAGCAGCAGCUGCUGCAGCAGCAACAACAGCAGCUGCAGCAGCAGCAGCUGCUGCUGCUGCAGCAGAAGCUGCUGCUGCUGCGGCAACCACAACAGCGACAGCUGCAGCAGCAGCAGCAGUUACUGCUGCUGCUGCAGCAACAACAACAGCGACAGCUGCAGCAGCAGCAGCUGCAGCAGCAACAACAGCAGCUGCAGCAGCUGGAGCUGCAGCAGCUGCAGCAGCAGCUGCAGCAACUUCACCGACAGCAGCAGCUGCAGCAUCACCAACUGCAGCGACAGAAGCAGAUGCAGCAGCUGCAGCAGCUGCUGCAGCUGCUGCUGCUGCAGCGGCAGCAGCAGCAACAGCAGCAACAGCCGCUCCAGGCAAAUUGA